AUGACCAUCUCAGCGCUGCAAUUUCUUGUUUUGCACGAGAUGCACGAGGGAGAAUAUACCUCCGCAUGGAACUUAGUUGGAAUCGCUACUCGAAUGUCGAUGCAACUUAAGCUCUAUGAGUCCAACUCACCGGGGACAUUUCUGCAGCAGGAGUGCCGGCGUCGCCUAAUGUGGGCGGUGCUGGUAUCUGAUCUCCUUUACGAGAGCAACAGUCAUAUCAACCUAGAACUGUUGAUGGAUGUACCCUUACCAUGCAAUCUAUGGAGCUUCACCCAAGGACAACCUUGCAAGACUCUGACACUUCGUCAACUUCGCGGCGUGGUUGAAGAUGAGGCAAUAAAGCAGUCCUCUAAUCACUGCGCAUACCUGAUCAACAUUCUGGUGAUUCGACGCAAAAUCUUGACUUACAUGCAAGAAGCCCAAGACUCAAAGAUGGACUUGCCCUGGCUUCCAGGGUCUAACUUCUCCAUACUAUGUGAAGAGUUAGAAACAUGGAGGCGCAACUUACCAGCCAACUAUGCUUUUGUCGAGCGUCACAUGUACACUUUCAGAGUCAGCCGGCAUCUUGACAUCUUUCUCAUGAUCCAUGCGUAUUAUCACCAAUGCUGCAUCAUUCUAUUUGGCGCCUUCGUUCCCGAAGAUGUAGGCUCAAAAAUCCAACGCUUCGUAACGCAAAUUCCUCCCGAGUUCAUCCAGACUUGUUCAGAUCGCUAUGUCUCCCACGCCAGAGAUAUUUCGUUCCUGAUACAAAAGGUCUUAAAAGUCGAGCCGGAUCAUCUGUUCCGUGAUCCGUGGCUCAGCCUUUGUAUCUGGGAUUCGACAUCUGCUCUGCUCGCGUCAACUAGGUGGCAAGAAAAUAGGAAUUCUUACAGGGAUGAUGUCACGGAGCUGGUCAAGUUGAAUCUGCGAGCUCUGGAAAAUUCUAUGCCAAUUAUCGUCCUGGCUAAGAAAGUCGUGGGUGAUGCCAGACCACCUGAUUAG
Trichoderma aggressivum f. europaeum is the source of this 981-nucleotide messenger RNA. RefSeq lists its product as uncharacterized. The coding region runs from base 1 to 981 and encodes 326 amino acids. Lineage: Eukaryota; Fungi; Ascomycota; Sordariomycetes; Hypocreales; Hypocreaceae. Gene Ontology annotation, biological process: DNA-templated transcription. Gene Ontology annotation, cellular component: nucleus. The record is from RefSeq and is a predicted model, not a curated record. The transcript has 3 exons. Gene Ontology annotation, molecular function: DNA binding; zinc ion binding.